Molecule: messenger RNA, 612 nt
Organism: Helicoverpa zea (corn earworm)
Lineage: Eukaryota; Metazoa; Arthropoda; Insecta; Lepidoptera; Noctuidae
Exons: 3
Coding region: 1-426 (141 amino acids)
Source: RefSeq, a predicted model, not a curated record
AUGUCGUUAAUACAAAGUAUACCUGAUUUACUUUAUGUGAUUUUAUUUGUUAUCAGUUUGAGUUAUUUAACAUACGCUUCACCUCCAGAAGGCACUGAUGUGACAGAAGCUCCAAAGCAAAGAGGUUUUUUUCACUACCUAAUGCAAGCUUUUCUCGAACGUGUUGACCUAAAUAAGAUUGAAGGAAGAAAUAAUAAUGGCAGAGUUAAGAGGCAGUCUAGCGCAGGCAAAUUACAGGACGCAGCCAAGAUGCCUGGUUCAAAAAUAUUAAUGCUUAUGUUAUCGAUGAUCAGCAAUAUGUUCACCACAGACCCCGUCGGUGGGGUACAUCCAAUGUCACCACAGAAUGCAAGACCAGUGGUCAAGCUCUUCAAGGAAAAAAUUAUAGGAUUCCUUUUUCCCAAACCUGGGAAGGCGCAAAAUUAAUGCAUUUACUAUUUUUAUUAUAAUUGAUUACUUUAUAUUUUUUUACUAACAAUUCAGGCCAUUUAAAAAACUAUGCCGUUUUGUAAUAUUAUUAUCAUUCACUAAGUAUUAAGUUGAUAUUGAUAAUGACGUUUUUCUUUUUGGGAAAUGUGUUUUCUCCUGCGGAAUUGUGUCUUUGUUCAGGAG